AUGCCAAACUUACGCGUGCUCAUCGAAGAGGACGAAAAUUGCGAGCUCUGGCUGUUUGACAUGGCUCAAGAAAUCAUACUCCUGGAGUGGCUGACUUCUCCAGAAGAUUUCGACGCUGUGUACAUUGGAGAGACCCGCAAGCCCUACGAUGCCAAAGUGGGGCCGUUAUGGCGCGUGACGGUCAUGCCAGCUCAGGACGGGCCGACUCCUGAUGCAGAGUUCAAGCAUCAUUAUAGAGUGAUGUUCGGACUGCAUCAUUCCAUCACCGACGGCCACUCAUCCAUGCGAUUGUGUGGUCACUUUCUGUCUUUACUCAAUUCUGAACUUGAAGGGAACGAAGUCGACGACAACGAACAGUUUGCUGAUUACGUGGGGCCAGAGUUUCACGAUAAGCUUGUAGAAGAAGCCAAGCUCACCCUCAGCACGAACUUGGACUUGCAAUGUAAAAUGCGUGAUGAUUAUGCGGCUAUUGCUGCGGCCGAAUCUCUCCUCACCAAGGUUUUCCCUCCAAAGGAUGAGGUAGCUGAUCCGAAAACAGAAACACUCUUCAUCAAAUUUGACGAGGCUUCCACUACAAAAUUUAUAAAGAAAACGAAAUCAGAAGGAGUGAGCGUGCAUUCAGGAUUCUGCUCGGUGUUGCACAGCGCAUUUGUCGAGUUGUUUCAAGAAGCAGGAGUUUCUUCGGAAAAGUAUGAAAUUGUUUCUUUCCACGACGUAAAUGAGAGAAGAUACUGGGACUCUGAGUCUGAGAAAUCUUACGGACCGCACGUAGGUAGGCAACGAAUAAUAUUCACGGUUGAUAAGGAUUGUCCCACCAAUGUGUGGGAAAGUGCCCGCCAGUUCCACAAGGUCUUCCACGAUUACUUGGACAUCAAACAGACGCUCUUCAUGGAUAUACUAGAAGCAGAAGUCUCUCCAGCUGCACAGAAAUCCGAGGACUUUUACAAUUACAAUAUCAUCUGCCCGACAGUCUUCAAGAUUUCCAAUAUGGGCAACGUCACAAAAUUAUUCCUUCAAUCGGAAGGAGCUGAAUAUUCUCAUGUUAAAGCCCUUGAGAUCCGGCGGAGCACGUCGAUUCACAAAUUGAAAACCAAUAAUGUCUUCUGCUUGCAAACAUUCCGCAGAGAAUUGCUCUGUUCUUUCGACUACAACACGCGGUACAUAACCCAUAAGCUUGCUGCCAAAAUUCUGGAGAAGGUUCAGGCACAUUUGAAGCGACACUCGUCUUGAGUUACCAUUUUUUCACAGUGUGUGACAUCUCCAUCGAGGUUGAUCAGCCGCAUCGCGUUAUUCUUCCAUCAAUGGCUAGUGGUGCUCAGCAAACCUUGAAAAUAAUUGGUGUUUGUUAAACAACACGUUGAUGAAUAUUAUCAUUGUCAGAUACAAUAACAAAACUCGCUCCUUCAUUAUAACAACAAAGAAAAGGGCCUCGUCUUCGAAAUUUUAGCUAAACCAGGAUCGUUUAAGAGCUUUAGAUUGUGAGUAUUAUAGAUGUUGACCAAGAAUUUAUUUGCCCGUAAUAGGAGUGACUGUCAGUAACCCGCGUAUGACGAGUUUCCAGGUUUUUUCCUUUCCAGAGUAAGUUUGGCCAGUACUAUCUACAUUUCGAUGGUGAAUAACUAUCCCUUCCGUUUGCAGAGUUUAGUAGCUCUAUUUUCGACUUUUCGCUCGCGUCGCAUAGGUCAUGGCCUCAUGGGUUAUGCGUGACUUUCACUGAAUUUUGAUUUUUAACUGAACGAGUCUGUCCAAAUUCAGGGGCGUCUGUAUACGAGAGGACGAGAAUGAAAAGGGACGGAAGAAUACCUGCAAUA
Hyalella azteca is the source of this 1811-nucleotide messenger RNA. RefSeq lists its product as uncharacterized. The record is from RefSeq and is a predicted model, not a curated record. NCBI's taxonomy places the organism in Eukaryota, Metazoa, Arthropoda, Malacostraca, Amphipoda, Hyalellidae. The coding region runs from base 1 to 1230 and encodes 409 amino acids. The transcript is spliced from 2 exons.